GUAUAGUUAUUAUUUCUGCAUUUUGUUUUUUUCUCUGAAACUCAAAGCCUAUGGCGUCGGCGAAGCUAUGGGGGUCCUCCGCGUAUGCACCUUGAAGACGAAGGAGACAACCAAGCCGUCACUAGAAUUGUUUCCGGACCAGAUUGUGAAACUGUGGUCUUGCCUGUCUUCUACCAAACGGACAGCCGCGCUUGCAAUGCGUAUUACCCCUUCACCGACUCUAACUCCGAUUCUGGUUCCGUAUCUUGUCCGGAUACAGGGCUGGAUCCGGACAGCUUUUUCAUUGAUUUCUUCGACCGAGACUCGUACGAGGUUGACGCGGUCGAGGAGUUUAUUCGGACCCCAAUCCGGCGCUCAGGAGUCGAUGAUUUCAAUCUAUGGGGCUUUCACGAUGCGGAUGAAGACGAGAUGAAGGAGCUAGGUUUAUGUCUCGGGGUCGAGUCGGGGUCCGAUCAGCGGCGCGGUGAUUCGAGUGGGCAUGGGCUGCGCGUAACCGCGAUUGAUUCGAAUUCUGAUUACGAAGAUGGUAUCUUGGAUUUGAAUGCUAGCGAUAACAGGAAUGAAGAAUCUGAGUCGGGUCGGGUCGUCGAUGGCUCGGGUCUUCCUCCGAUUCGGGACAGCUUCUUUGGCGAGGAAGCCGUCGUGGCUGAUGAAGAACUUGAGUGGGAGGAGGUGCAUGAAGCGAUCACUUGGACAUAUGAACCUGUCCAAGUUAGGGGUUUUGCCAUUCCCGAAGAAGAGGGAGAACUGUCUUCAUCUUCCAGGGACGAUCACGAGCAUGAUCUAGAUUGGCAGGUUUUGUUAGCAGUUAACAAUGUUGUUAAUUACAUCGAACAAGCUGAAGGAAUCAGCCUAACCGCUGAUGACGUCGAUGCUAAUUAUUACCUGUAUUUAGCUAAUAUCGAUGAAUAUGAUGAAAAUCAUGGAGAUCACGAUGCAAUUUUCCGGCAAAUGUUUGAUAACGAGACUGGAAUCGGGGGAAACCCUCCAGCAGCCAAAAGGGUAGUCAAGGAUCUUCCACUCGUUGAAUUUACAGUGGAGAAAUUGGGGAAAGGGGAGGUCGUUUGUUCGGUUUGCAAGGAUAAAAUUGCCAUUGAGGAGAAAGUGAGGAGGCUUCCUUGUAGACAUUAUUAUCAUGGGGAUUGUAUUCUGCCUUGGCUGGGGAUAAGGAAUACAUGUCCGGUUUGCCGGUAUGAGCUUCCUACUGAUGACCCUGACCAUGAAAGGACUAGGAGACAACAAAGGAGUGACAGGCUUGGCAAGAGAGUCAUUGGUUAGAUAGGGUUUCUGAAUUUGAAGUAUUGUAGUUGAUGCCAAAAUACAUGGUCUUUGCAGAUACAAGCUCGUGAUCCGGCUUAUCUUUGGUAAUCGGUUGUCAUGAAUGUCGAUCUUAUCCUGUUUAAUAUGUUGUAUAUAUCCUUGUGUGAAGGAAAUCCCUUUGCAGCCCGAUCUUGUGAAUGUAUAUUUAAUUAGGUUUCGGGUUUUUACCCAUUCCUGAAGGCUUGAAAGGGAAAUGUCCUUUGAUUUGAGAUGAUGGUUAAAUACAUCCAGCUUUCCCUUACUUCAGCAGCUGAGCUUGCAUUAGUUUGGUCAGAUAACCUUUUGGAAUGACAUGAAAGAGAGCUCUCUGUGUGCUGCUUGUUCUAAAAAAUACUCUCUAAAUUUAAAGUUUUUCUUUGAUACUCAAAAGCUUUUACAAGUAUGCAACAUUUCUGAUAGCCUGUGUAUUGCUCUUGGAUUUACGGGUGAAACUAUUAAGCUUUGACACAUGCUGAUAGAAGAAAAGAAGAUAUGAAAACAUCAUGAACGUUUUCAGCCGAACAGGUUCCGGAUCGUUAUUCUUGCUCUGUUGAUGCUAGACUUCUAUUUAGUUUCGCUUUGGCAGGUCAAGGAUAGAUCGUGUAUCAUGCGGUGAAGAAUGACCGAGUUUGCAAGGGAAUAAAAGCUGCUCGUCCUUGCCAAUACCAUGCCUAGCUCUUGGAUACAUUCCUCAAUCUGGGUAUUCUUCGGACUUGUAGUUCUUUUCUCAUGAUGAAUUACUUUUACACACCACAUGCAUGCACGGUUGGGAUCCUCAUUUUGUUCUCAUGCCAUUGAGAGGAUAGGCAUCGUCGGUAGAGCGCACCAUGGCCAUUCCUCGCAACUCUGAUAGGGACAUGACAGAGAAUCCCCAGCAUUUGAUCAUAGUGAAGUCUAUCUAUAUCUACAUCCAGUCUUGCCGGCAUUCCCCUCUCUUAACAUUUUUAUCGUAGCUUUAUAUUUGUCUAUACAGAUACCGACUGCUACUCGCAUGCUCCUGUGAAUAAUUCAAUCUGCAAUGCUUGGACCGGCGAUCACCAUCAUGUGAAAACCUUUAUGAGCUGUGAUGAAGACACAAAGUGCAGCUUUUGCACUGUGUGACCAGUCAAUUCUCUUGCACAAAAACCUUCGAUCACUUGAAAGAUUGAAGAAGCUCCAAACUCUCACGACAUGGUCGGUUGCUAUUAUAAACUGUUUGGUAUGGUACCGCCAUGAAUGUGUGGUUAGUGAUUAAACCAUUGGAUUAGAAAUUGCUGAUGGUUUUCCAUUAUUUAAUCAGUUGUAUCAACCGGUCUAGGAUUGAUUUUCAAAUUCUAAAACCAGGUUUAGUCCA
Molecule: messenger RNA, 2632 nt
Organism: Tarenaya hassleriana
Lineage: Eukaryota; Viridiplantae; Streptophyta; Magnoliopsida; Brassicales; Cleomaceae
Product: E3 ubiquitin-protein ligase Praja-1
Biological process (GO): protein ubiquitination
Cellular component (GO): cytoplasm
Molecular function (GO): ubiquitin protein ligase activity
Source: RefSeq, a predicted model, not a curated record